AUGUCGCGGUUUAGCUGCGGACCGAGGUACUACCGUAAGCCUGUUGAAUGGAUCUUCAGUAUAACACUGCAGUUGCCGGAGCGACGGCAAAGGCGCCUGAAUGGGCACGAUCGUGCAGGAAAGGUGAAGGGAAGCAUGCUCGAGGUCGAUAAUCUAUGGGAUGUCAUAAGCAACGGUACCGACCCACCAGGGGAGUAUGUGCUUGAUUGUGCUAAGGACUCUGGGACAGAUAGCUCCAUGAUGGCGCUGCAUGCCGCUCGAAAAUACUCCGGCGCCAAAGCAGCGAGUUCGGCGGAUGUGUGGUGCAGCGCCGAAACAUACAGGGUGGCUACCAGCAAAAGCGGUGUCGGGUUUUUGAAAGCUUCACUUUCUGACUGGAAAUGA
Parastagonospora nodorum SN15 is the source of this 384-nucleotide messenger RNA. RefSeq lists its product as hypothetical. The transcript is spliced from 2 exons. NCBI's taxonomy places the organism in Eukaryota, Fungi, Ascomycota, Dothideomycetes, Pleosporales, Phaeosphaeriaceae. Bases 1 to 384 code for a protein of 127 amino acids. The record is from RefSeq and is a predicted model, not a curated record.